AUGGAGCCCAGAGACUUCGACUCUGACAACAAAGAGCUGCUGAGCUGGGACAUUAACGACAUGAAGCUGCCCCAGAACGUGAAGAAGACCGACUGGUUCCAGGAGUGGCCCGACGCCUACGUGAGGCACGUCUACAGCUCGGAGGACCGCAGCGCGCAGCGCCACCUGAGCAGCUGGGCCAUGCGCAACACCAACAACCACAACUCGCGCAUCCUCAAGAAGUCCUGCCUGGGCGUGGUGGUCUGCGGCCGCGACUGCUCCACCAAGGACGGGCGCAAGAUCUACCUGCGGCCCGCCAUCUGCGACAAGGCCCGGCAGAAGCAGCAGCGGAAGAGCUGUCCCAACUGCAAUGGGCCUCUGAAGCUGGUCCCCUGCCGAGGCCAUGGCGGCUUCCCGGUCACCAACUUCUGGCGGCAUGACGGACGCUUCAUAUUUUUCCAGUCAAAGGGACAGCAUGAUCACCCAAAGCCAGAGACCAAGCUCGAGGCUGAGGCCCGAAGAGCAGUGAAGAAGGUGCCUGGGGCAUCUUCCUCCAGCUCCUUAAAGCGGAAAGGAAGCCCCGAGACCAAGUCUCCUCCAAGUAAAAAGCCAAAUCAAGGAAGUUUACCUUUAACUUGGUCAUUCCAGGAAGGCGUCCACUUGCCUGCUAGUCACAGUGGACACUUAAUGGCUAACGCUCCCCAGCCGAAUGCGCUGAAUGAUUGCCUGCCUUUCCCCAAGAGCUAUGCACCGGCAGGUCCCGUGGACACCACAGAUCUGGCGAGCCUGCCGUCCACGCUGGACUCCACCAAGCUCUAUGAAAAAUGCAAGCUGUCCGAUGGUCGGAUCCACAGCAGCGACCUGUUUCAGCCUCCGGCACAUGGAGUCUACUCAGAUUAUGACGAGCUGCAAACGUGGAGUAAAAACUCUGCUUUGGGGAGAAAUUCUCUGAAUGAGCCCUGCUGUCCCAGUUAUCCUUUCCCUCUGACCAACUGGCCUUGCGACUUCUUCCCUUCCCAGAACUCUUUGGAGCCCUUGCCCCAGCAGAUUCCCCUGGAGCCACCUGCACCCAAACCCGGCUGUCACCCUUUGUGGCCCAAUCCAGGAGGUGAUGUGUAUGAGGAGAAGAUCCCCAUGGAUUUCACCAGCUACGUGCCUUCCCUCCCAUACCCAGGCCCCCAGGAAGACCCCUUCCUGCUCACAUAUGCCUCUCACCCUCACCAGCAGUACCCGCUGCCGGGCAAGAGCGGCCGGUGGGAUUUCGAUGAAGAAGUGGCGUGCAUGGGCCUGGAUCACCGCAACAGCGAAGCGCUUCUCAGCCUCUGCCCUUUGAGAUGA
Molecule: messenger RNA, 1317 nt
Organism: Octodon degus (degu)
Lineage: Eukaryota; Metazoa; Chordata; Mammalia; Rodentia; Octodontidae
Gene: Gcm1
Product: glial cells missing homolog 1
Exons: 5
Coding region: 1-1317 (438 amino acids)
Biological process (GO): cell differentiation involved in embryonic placenta development; gliogenesis; regulation of transcription by RNA polymerase II
Cellular component (GO): nucleus
Molecular function (GO): DNA-binding transcription activator activity, RNA polymerase II-specific; RNA polymerase II cis-regulatory region sequence-specific DNA binding
Source: RefSeq, a predicted model, not a curated record